AUGGACAAUGAAUCUGCGGAACCCGAGACAACUGGCUGGGACAGUCCCAAUGACCCCGAGAAUCCGCUCAACUGGUCGUCUUACAAAAGAAACCUGCACAUCAUAAUCGUGAGCCUCUUGACGCUUAAUGCAAACCUGGCUGCCACCAUGUUUGCUCCCGGGGCAGAACAACUGGCCAAAGAGUUCGGAGUCACUGAUUCAACUAUUAAGGCUAUGACGGUUAGCCUCUACGUGCUCGGGUUUGCCUUUGGCCCUCUCCUCUUCGCGCCUCUGUCCGAGCUAUACGGGCGCCUCAUUCUGUACCACCUUUGCAACACUGUGUAUUUUGCAUCUACAGCAGGCUGCGCCUUCAGCACUAAUGUCGCCAUGUUCCUGGUUUUCCGGUUUAUAUGCGGUUGUGCCGCAUCAGGGCCUAUGAGUAUCGGAGGUGGCACGGUUGCGGACGUCACCCCUCCCCGGAAACGAGGAAAGGCUAUGGGGUUAUUUGCCAUGGGCCCAAUCUUAGGACCCGUGCUGGGACCAAUCAUUGGAGGGUUUGUCUCUCAAUACGCAGGCUGGCGCUGGACACUCCGGAUCAUUCUGAUAUUGUCCGGAGCCCUUGGUAUCGCCACCGGUGUCUGUAUGCGGGAGACGAGCGCCGUUGUCUUGCUGAAUCGAAAAGCAGACCGGACGCUCAGAGGAGCUGGAAACGCCAGGAUAGCCGAUCCCAAAACAAAACAACAGGAGUCACCCCGCCAGAUGCUGUUGCAUGCCCUUACACGUCCCGUGAAGUUGUUGAUCUUCUCGCCGAUCGUCUUACUUAUCUCGCUAUAUACUGGCAUUAUGUUCGGCCUCAUCUUCUUACUUUUCACCACCUUCCCUUCAGUAUUUCAAGGGGUGUACGGAUUCGACGCUGGAACUGCCGGAUCGGCCUAUCUCGGCCUAGGGCUCGGCAUGUUCUUCGGUCUGGUUCUCUUCUCCAUCCUUAGCGACAAGCUUCUGGGACAGACGCAAAGCAGAGUCGCGGCCAAGCCUGAACAACGCCUUAUCUUGAUGAAGUGGCUUGGUCCGAUCGCCCCAUUGGGGUGCUUCAUGUAUGGCUGGAGCGCACAGAAUCAUACACACUGGAUAGUGCCAAUAAUCGGGACUUUCAUUAUUGGCUUUGGAUCGUUAUUUGUCGUUAUCCCAGGCCAGAUCUAUCUUGUCGAUGCCUUUGGGGCGGCAGCGGCGGCGUCCGCCCUCGCGGCUAAUCUCCUCAUCCGAUCCCCUUUUGGUGCUUUCCUGGAUCUUGCUGCCGCGCCUCUGUAUGAUAAUCUGGGACUGGGCUGGGGAAAUAGUGUGCUGGGGUUUAUUACGCUGUCAUUCAUGCCAGUGCCGUGGUUGCUUUACCGCUAUGGUGAAGCUUUGAGGACUCGUUUUGCGGUUGACAAGUACGUGUAG
Molecule: messenger RNA, 1419 nt
Organism: Aspergillus pseudoviridinutans
Lineage: Eukaryota; Fungi; Ascomycota; Eurotiomycetes; Eurotiales; Aspergillaceae
Product: MFS transporter
Exons: 4
Coding region: 1-1419 (472 amino acids)
Biological process (GO): transmembrane transport
Molecular function (GO): transmembrane transporter activity
Source: RefSeq, a predicted model, not a curated record